AUGCCCGAGUUAAAAGAAAAAAAUUAUUAUGAAGAAACAAAUCCAUCUCAAGAAUACGAUUUUUAUGAAAUAUUAAAUGUAGCUAGAGAUGCAACUAAAGAAGCAAUAACGCUUGCAUAUCGUUCCAGAGCAAUAGAAUGUCAUCCUCACAGAGAUGAAGAAAUGAUAUCAGCAUUGCUCCCAUCAGAUGGAAAUUGUGAAAAAAGAAAAUUUCCACAUAUUCCAUAUUGUAUCCAAUGGAUACUUAUAAAUCGUGCCUAUGAUAUUCUAUCUCAUCCGUUGCGGCGAGAAAUUUACGAUAGGUAUGGAACGUACGGAUUAUAUAAUGGUGUACCGCUACCAAAUGGUUAUUUUCAACCAUAUAAUUAUCAUGGCGAUUGUUUUAAAACAUAUGAUGAAGUUUUUGGUUCCGAAACACCGUAUGCGAAUAUAAUAGAUGCUAUUUUUAAGCCACCAUUAUUAUAUGCAACUGAAAAUGGAGUUUGUCUUAAAUGUAAAGAUGAUCCAAUAGAAAAGAAUAUAUUUUUGGAUUUGAAAGAAAUUUAUAUGGGGACAAUUAAACGCAUGAAAAUUUUGCGAUAUGAAUUAUGCAAUAAAGAUAAAUCAAAAGUUGAAAAGAAGGAAAAAAUAUUAAUAGUACCUAUUUCGCCUGGAACUUUUACAAAUACAAGGAUUGUAUUUAAAGAAGAAGGUGAUCAAUUUCCUGAAAAAAUUCCAGCUGAUAUUAUAUUUAUAGUGACUGAGAGACCAGAUAAUAAAUUCACACGAGAAGAAAGUGAUUUACACAUGUCAUAUGAUGUUGAUUUAAAGCAAGCAUUAUGUGGUUUUCAGUUGGCUCUAGAAACAAUUGAUUGUAGAAAAUUAAAUAUUUUGAUAAGUGAUGUAAUACAUCCGGGCUACGUCAAAGAAAUAAUUGGAGAAGGAUUACCUAAACUUGGGAUGAAAUUUGAAAAAGGAAAUUUAUAUAUUCAUUUCAAUGGUAUGCUAUAA
Molecule: messenger RNA, 990 nt
Organism: Condylostylus longicornis
Lineage: Eukaryota; Metazoa; Arthropoda; Insecta; Diptera; Dolichopodidae
Product: dnaJ homolog subfamily B member 13
Exons: 3
Coding region: 1-990 (329 amino acids)
Cellular component (GO): cytosol
Molecular function (GO): protein-folding chaperone binding
Source: RefSeq, a predicted model, not a curated record